AUAACAGCAUACAUCAACCACGUAUACUGUUGCAACCGGCUACAUCACCAUAUAGCUGUGAUUGUGCAAGCGCAUUCAGCAUAUAUCGCUGUUGCAGCUGAAAUUACGCUUUGCUGAAGUAUGAAUGUACUGUUACCUGGACCCAUUCAUGGAUGCUACGGAGGGACAGCGCGUGGCCGCCAUGCUGCUGGAAUUGCAGGUCUUGAACAACGCCUAACCCGACAGGCCCGCAAUGUGACGGUGUGCAUGGGCCGUAACGAUGGAGCCUCUGGGAAAAAACGUCGCAACACCAGGACAGGCCACAGUCGCAGCGUUGGCAGACCCGACGUUGACAACGGCUUAUGGUACGAGCAGGAUAAGAAUGACGCCCCCAGCGGCAGUGGAACAACAAGCAUGAGUGCAGGACGACCACUAACACAGCCGUCUGCGCCAGCGCGGGAUCCCAGCAACCGCGGCGGCAGGGGAAGUUGGGAAGCGGUAGGCAGAACAAGCGGGCGACAGAGCAGACGGCCAAGAGUGGAGGAGGAAGAUGAGGAGGAUGAGGAUACACGAGGCUGGUGGGAGCGGCCGGAGGAGCGCUCCUUGCAGGCCUACGCAGCCCCUACCCUGCAGGCCUGGCAGGAAGAGCGGCUGCAGCUAGCCUACGCCGCUGGCAGGCGGAAAGUGCAGGUUCAGGAGCUGGCUCGCGAGCUGGACGUGGACCGCUCCGUGGUGCUGGCCUGGAUCAAGGAGUUCUCGCUGCGGCCGCAAAAGGAGCGUGACGAUAUCAUAGCUGCCAGGCUGGCGGAGGAGCGGGUGAGGCAGUCGGAGCAGGCGGCCCGCGACGCCACGGAGGCAGCCACGGGGCAGAGGGCGGCGGACGCACGUAUCGCUGCGGCGGUAGCAGGUGGCGGCCAGGCGGGCCAGGAGGCGGCCUCCGGCUUCAUUCCCUUCUACCUUCGCAAGCAGCUGGGCGCGGACAAGCAGCGGCGCAUCAGCGGGGAGGUGCUGCGCACGCUGGAGUCCAUAUACGACCGCACGCCCUUCCCCUCGGCGGACGUCGUACGCGGCCUGUUCGAGCUGCACCGCCUGCCUCGCGACAUGGCGCUGGAGUGGUUCGCGGCACGCAGGGAGGCGGACGGCAUCACCUCCUCCACGCAGAAGCGAACCGCCCGGCCCAGCCAGCGGCAGAAGGACAGAGACAUCGAGGGUGCUUUCAGCAGCAGCGGCGAUGGCCCCGCCAAUGACGCGCCCGAGUCCUCGGGCCUGCUGGGGAUGCUGGGCGGUGCAGGGCCGGGCAAGGCAGCCGAGAAGGGUGCGGGGCAGCAGCCCGCCGAACCCAAGGUUGUGCGGCUGCGGCCUCAGGACAUGGCUGCACUGCGCUCCUCCAUGCCCAGCCCCAACAAGCACAAGGGGCGCCAGCGGGCGGAGCAGCUGGACAUCAAGACAGGUCCCGACUCUCCGGACACCCAGAUCGGCAACAUCCAGUUCGUGGUGGAGGCCCCGGCCGCCCCCCUCAGGGAGCGGGUGCGCGCGUCCUGGCGCUUCCGGGCUGCCUCGCCCGCGGCAUUGGGGGCCCCGGCGGCGGCGGCGGCAGCAACGGGAGGCCGGAGACUGCGGCUGCGUGGUCGGGCUGGGGCGAGCCGCGGCGGCGAUGGCAAGGUUGAUGGUAGCAUGGGCGGAGAGCGGAGAGACGGGGGCUCCUCGGAUGCCGAUGAUGAGUUGAUGCUCUAAUGCCGCGUGCGGGUAAGGGCAUGCAGCGUGGGGAAGGCACAGGGAUGGGUGUCCUGCAGAGCGGUAAGAUAUGUGUAAGCACAUGAAACGGAAUGUGGCUUAGUGUGCAUUGCUAGGUUUUAAGGAUUUGAGAGCUGCGAGGCAGGACUGGGGAUGGAGAUGUUACCCUUCCGUGGCGGUCGACGUCCCCACAGACGCGGGAGUCUCCACCGAUGCAGCUGGCGGCAAGAAUGUCUGCCUAUCGAGGACCUUUUUCGUUGCAUCUGCUUAAUGGAAUGGACAAGGCUGAGUCCCCUUUAGUUGUGAGGUGGCCGCAUGCGGCUCCAUGCAAUAGGACGACAGCCUUCCCUGCAGGACUCGACGCAGGGGUCGCUAUCAUGAAUGAGGCUGCCAUCGCAUGCUUUUUGAAUAACGGCAUUUGGUGUUGUUCAACAGGAUUGUUAC
This is a messenger RNA of Astrephomene gubernaculifera, 2157 nucleotides long. NCBI's taxonomy places the organism in Eukaryota, Viridiplantae, Chlorophyta, Chlorophyceae, Chlamydomonadales, Astrephomenaceae. The record is from the annotation of a GenBank genome assembly.